Molecule: messenger RNA, 1613 nt
Organism: Zophobas morio
Lineage: Eukaryota; Metazoa; Arthropoda; Insecta; Coleoptera; Tenebrionidae
Product: zinc finger Y-chromosomal protein-like
Exons: 3
Coding region: 1-1551 (516 amino acids)
Biological process (GO): regulation of transcription by RNA polymerase II
Molecular function (GO): RNA polymerase II transcription regulatory region sequence-specific DNA binding; DNA-binding transcription factor activity, RNA polymerase II-specific
Source: RefSeq, a predicted model, not a curated record
AUGUUAGGUUACAACCAUGAUUACAACUCUGCCAUUUUAGAAUGCGGGGUUAAGAUAGUGUUAAAAAUCACGAGGAUAAUCAUCAUUAACACUACUUUAACAAGAUUUAAAAGGUGGCCCACAAUGUUGACUUUGGAAUAUUCAAAAGCAUUCGUUGCACACGGAAGAUCUUCAUGGAAAAACGUCCACAACUGUAAACUGUGCCCCCAUUUUACUACAUCAAUUUUGUCUAUGGUGAACCACGUGAGGCGACAUCGCUCCUCUCUGGAAAAAUUUACAUGCUCCGAAGCCAAAAUUGAAGUGUAUUAUUGUAAAGACUGCGAUUUUAAAACGGAUCUAACGAUUCUGUUCAAACAACACAUUAACAAACAUCACGACCUUAAGAGUGAAUCUAGAGACGAUUUGUCAAUCGAGGACUUCAGCAUACAAAACUACGUUUGCAAAAAAUGCGCCUUCCAAACAAAUUCCUUGAUAAAAAGGCUUCAACAUACUUCUACAUGCACGGAAAGGAAAGAAAAUCGUUUGAGUUCUUCGAGCCAGAAUGUCACGUAUAAAGAAAAUGGUGAAUGGUACAAGUGCAAAAAAUGUAAUUACAAAACUAAAUUUAAAAGUCGUUUAAAAAAACACGUGUAUUACGUACACUCGCGGGCAGAGGACAUUCAAUGGCACGAAUGCACGGAGUGUCCAUUCAAAUCUAAGUAUAAGGUAUCUUUAAGGAGGCACUUCAGUGUGAAACAUGUAGAGGAAGAAAAAAUUAAAUGGCAUGAAUGCGAAAAGUGCCCGUUCAAAAGUAAACAUUGCACGGGUUUAAAAAAGCACGUGCUUAAUCAACAUUCGAAUGAAGAAGUUAAGUGGUACGAAUGUGCAAACUGUUUGUUUAAAACUAAAAAAAAAUAUAGUUUAAAACUGCAUAUAAUUAUUCGCCAUUCAGAUAUCCAAUCACUUCAGUGCAAAUCAUGUCUAUGUAAGGCUAAGGUAGUAGGCCAUUCAAAGGAGUAUAUAUACAACCACCACUCCGAUUGUAAGCUGUACAAGUGUGAACCGGAUGAUGAAUGGCACAAGUGCGAAAAAUGUCCUUUUAAAACUAGAUUAAAAAAUAAUUUAAAAAAGCACAUUAAUAAAAUACACUCGCGGGCAGAAGACGUUAAAUGGUACGAAUGCACGGAGUGUCCAUUCAGAUCUAAGUAUAAGGAAUCUUUAAACAGCCACUUCCGUUUGAAACAUGUAGACGAAGAAAAAAUUAAAUGUUAUCACGUGAUUUCUAAACAUGUGAGUGAAGAAGAAGUUAAGUGGUACGAAUGUGCGAACUGUUCGUAUAAAAGUAAAAGUAAACAAUAUUUGAUAAGGCAUAUUAGUGGUCGCCAUUCAGAUAUCAGAUCAUUUCAGUGCGAAAAUUGUCCAUAUAAAGCGAAACUCAGCAGGCACUUAAAGCGGCAUAUAAAUAUCCGCCAUUUGGAUGAAGCGGAUGCUGAGUGGUACAAAUGCGAACAAUGUUCUCAUAGAACUAAAAAUAUAUCAGCUUUCUAUAGGCACAAAAAAGUACAUAUGUAGGAUUUAAUUUUGUAUAAUAUUGGUGUAGCAUUAAGCUGUUUAUAUAACUUUAAUAAAGAAAG